AUGAGCACAUUUUCCUUCUCUUGAAUUGUUGCAUCAGUAUGAAUGUGUUUCAGUUUAACAGCAACAUGACAACUCUUUGGUAAUGUUAAAUGGUUUUUGACCAUUUAUAUCAGUGAUUACCAUUAAAAAAUGUUUUAUUUUAUUUUAUUGGCGGGGAGCGGAAGUCGUUGCUUGGUAACCCCUGGCGGUGCUGUGCGGUUCAAUGUCAAAAGGCGGUACUUUCAAACUUCAGGUGGCAGCUAACUUACCAACAUAAUGUUCUACACACAACUGUUUACGUCUAAGCGCGGAUCUCUAGCCAAAAUCUGGCUAGCAGCUCACUGGGAAAGGAAGCUCACAAAGGCCCAUGUGUUUGAAUGCAACCUGGAAACAACCAUCAGAGAAAUCAUUUCACCCAAGAUGAAAAUUGGUUUGCGGACAUCUGGUCAUCUGCUCCUUGGUGUGGUCCGAAUCUACUCCAGAAAAGCAAAGUAUCUCCUUGCGGACUGCAGCGAUGCCCUGGUUAAAGUUAAAGCAGCAUUCAGGCCAGGACAGACAGAUAUGACUGUGGAGGGGCUUGAAGCCACAAUAAAAGCGAUUACUUUGAUCGAAGAUUUCACUACCUUUGACUCCCAGCUGCCAGACCCCAGUGACAUAGAUGUUGUGGACCACUUUUCACUGAACCAGAGUCGACCAGAGGAAAUCACUCUGAAAGAGGAUUUUGGAAAGAGCUUUCUAAACUUUGAAGACGUUGGAGAUGAGUGCCAAGGUCAUUGCGAUGCAGUGCUGGAUGUGAAAAUCGAGAGCUUGGCUCAGCGUGAAGAUGCAUUUGGGGAUGAGGACGAUGGAUUUGAUUUACUCGACUUUCUGACGCAAUCCAGUGAUAAUGCCACAGACUUCAUUCUGGAGGAGCUACAAAAUGAAAACCUACAGAAUGAUCAACAAGAUGCUAACACAACAAAUUCCAUGGAAGUUGAGACCCCGACGGCGAAUCAGACCACCCUGCUUGUUAAUGAGGGGGAGGCCUUUGCUCUUGAACCAGUGCCCAUCACUCCCAACUCCACAAGGAAGAAGGGAAAGAGGAAACGCAAGCUGGUGGUGGAUCAGACUAAAGAGCUUAGCAACGAAUACAUCAGAGAGCAGCUUUCUGACUUUUCCGAUCUGGUUGAUCCUUUGGAGAUGGCCCCACCGACUGUGCAGCUCAUGCAGUGGAAAGAGAGCGGAGGUGCAAAAAAACUUUUUGCACAGCCGUGUUCCACUGUACUAUCGCCCCAGAUAAAGGAGCUCUUUGCCAAGAGUUUUCUCCAGGUGAAAUGCUAUGGUGUGCAUGAGGAUGUUGAGGUGAUACGUCAGGAGGAGCAAAACGUUCAGAGUGACCGAAGUGCCUUCGCUGCAGACAUCAGUGUUGUAGAUUCAUCAGUUGAUCCCGAAAAAACGCACACUGAGCUGACUGAAUAUGAUGACAACAACCAGCAUGAGAGUUACCCACAGCUUGCACAAGAUGAAAACAGGUCAGAGUUUACUCAUCCAUCACUUCCAUCUGAAGACUCCAUGUUUGUCCAUCCGUCCUACUUGGAGCACAGCGCACAGUCAACCUCCCUCCACACUCAGUCUAUGCUGAACAGCCAGGAUUUUGAGGAGAGGAGGAUAACCAGGCAAGCACAGAAGCUUCUGAAGGCUCUAAAACAGAGCCAAAGUGACAGCAGCGACCCCACGUUCAGCCUGCAGGCACUCUGUGAAGGAAGCAAUCGCUGGCAAGCUGCAACCACCUUCUUCUGUCUCCUCAUCCUGAAAAAACAACAAGUCCUCUGUCUGCGUCAGCACGCUCCCUAUGAGGACAUCGUUGCAACACCUGGACCCAAAUUCUGCAAUUAGUGAAAAACAGAAUUCAGCCUUCUAACGUGUCAGCUCGGGUUUGUAAAUGACUUGCAGUCCUGGUUCUGCUGUGUCAUAUCUCACACAGAAUAGUUCAUGUCUGUGUUAUUAUGACAAGAGAAUUUUGAAGUUAGUCAAGUCGGUUUCUGGGCUAAAUAUUAUAAACUGCAUGAAAAGAACACGUUACUGUAUUUGUGUCAAAACUUGUAUGAUUGUUUCUUUGUUCCAAUUAAGGAACUUUUCCUAAAACUCUGUCAGACUUAAACUUCUCUGAAAUUUUUGUAUCUGCUCGAUCGUUUAAAUUUAUUUAAUUUUUGUAUUGUUUUACAUUUCCUGCAUCUCAUGUCAUGCAACACUUAAAAUCUUGGAGGAUGGCAGUUGUUCAGUUAGUCUUUUAUAACAGUUCCUCUCAUAUUUACUCAAGACAUGAGCUCUGAAAAGCCACUUCUAUAACGAAUUAUUUUUAAAAAAGCGUCUGAAGUUUUAUCUGAAGAAGAAGGAAAAAUUUUGCUGUUCUUCAUUUUGCAAAACGUUACUUAACAAAAAGUAUUUAAUGUAAAUCUUUACUAGUUGGAAAUAUGACUUUAUGUUGCUGAUGUUUGAGAUUGGACAGUCAGAUCACAACAAUUUGUUCCAUAUUUUAAAACUAUUUUUCCCUUGUCUUAGCAGCACUUUGUGAAACUGAUGCAGUGCCUACUGUUUAACUUAACAGUAAUGAGAGACUAACAAAGCUAUACUUAUUUAUUAACUCCUUUCCAAAGGUUUCCGUCAUCCAUUCAGGAAUUCUUUUAACACAGGACUUUGGAAGCCAGUGAGAGCUGACUCCUGAUGCAUGUCAUGCUUUAAAGGCAGGCCCUUUGUCCACUUGUUGUUACAGUUCAUUAAUUAAAUAGUGAGGAUUUAGAGUUAGUGCCUGCCUUCUCCUGUUUUUGCUCAUGUCAUUGUGGUUUGUGUUAAAAUAAAUACAUAAAUGGAAGCA
This is a messenger RNA of Archocentrus centrarchus (flier cichlid), 2833 nucleotides long. RefSeq names its product RAD21 cohesin complex component like 1 (gene rad21l1). Gene Ontology annotation, biological process: replication-born double-strand break repair via sister chromatid exchange; sister chromatid cohesion. Bases 256 to 1854 code for a protein of 532 amino acids. Lineage: Eukaryota; Metazoa; Chordata; Actinopteri; Cichliformes; Cichlidae. Gene Ontology annotation, molecular function: protein binding; chromatin binding. The transcript is spliced from 14 exons. Gene Ontology annotation, cellular component: cohesin complex. The record is from RefSeq and is a predicted model, not a curated record.